UCCUCCUCCUCCGUGCAGCGGCGGCGGCGCUGAGUCCGGGGCUGCGGCGGCGGGCAGAGGGGAGCGGGCGGGGUUACAGCGAGGGCAGGCGGGCUCGCUCCGCGGCGCUGCCCCCCUCCCCCACUCCGGGCUGAGGCGGCGAGGGCUCCAGCGCCUGUUCCAGCCGGGGACAGGCGAGAGAAGAGCGGGGCAGAGCCGCCGGUUGCUGGCUCUAUGCUGCCCGCCCCGGCGCCAGGAGCCCGCCCCGGGGGGAUGCUGGUGCUGGGAUUGCGGCUGGGAUAACCCCCGCCGCCUGCUGCCGCUGCCCGGUCCGGACGGAGGAUGCUGCCCGGGUCGCGGGGGACUCUGACCAGAGGACCAGCCGCGGCGUCCUCUCCUCCGGCUCCGAGCGCUCGUGCUGCCCCUGGGGCAGCCGCCUCCCCCGGGGCGCGAUGACUUCAAAGCACCAGGCGGACUGGAUCCCGUACAGUGUUUUAGAUGAUGAAGGCAGCAAUCUGCGUCAACAGAAGCUUGACAGACAGCGAGCAUUGCUAGAACAGAAGCAGAAAAAAAAACGCCAGGAGCCACUGAUGGUUCAGUCCAAUGUAGACAGCCGCACAAGAACGCGCAGAAUGAAACAUUCAGAGGAACAAGCGCCAUUGGUUGAAUCGUAUCUUAACAGCAACAGCAGCACCAUUUUUCAUGUUCAGGAGGCCGAGCAGGAAGAUAUAAAGGUGGUAGCAGAUGCUCAAGCUCCAAAAUCGACUAAAAAAACCAAGGCAGCAGCUGCAAGCUGUCAAACUGGCAGCACGAGAAAGGAGAAAAAGGGGAAACACAAAGGAAUUGAUGGCCCUGCUGCAUUUCAAGAUGACAUUCAGGAGGUAGGAAGCCAAAUUCAGAUUCUUACUGUUGGGCAGUCUAGCCACAAUGAAGAUGAUGGCGAGACAAUGGCUAGUAGCCAACAAAGCAGGCAGGACCUUAGAGUAACAAUGCAGAAAAAGGAUCCCCACGCAAAUACAUCCUGGUCCACUUCCACCUCCCAAUCCAGUCUUGUGGCCCUGGAUCAUGUUCCAGGCAUUUCAAGCAGCAUGAAUUUUGAUGAAGAGGAUGAGGAUGAUGAAGACAGCUCAAGUUCCUCCCAGUUAAACAGUAACACCCGACCUGGCUCUGCAACCAGCAAGAAAUCAAACAAGGAGGCAGCCUCAGCUCCCAGCCCUUCCACAAAUGAGCCUGUCAUAGAUGUUGAUGACCUGGAGGAGUUUGCUGUGAGACCUGCUCCACAGGGCGUCACUGUCAAAUGCCGAAUCACAAGAGACAAGAAGGGAAUGGACCGAGGAAUGUACCCUACCUAUUACCUCCACUUGGAAAGGGAGGAUGGUAAAAAGGUAUUUCUAUUAGCUGGAAGGAAGCGAAAGAAGAGCAAAACCUCUAAUUACCUCAUCUCUAUAGACCCAACUGACCUGUCUCGAGGCGGAGAGAGUUUCAUUGGAAAACUAAGAUCAAAUCUUAUGGGGACUAAGUUUACAGUAUAUGACAAUGGAGUAAAUCCAAUGAAAACAACAUCAAGCCUAGAAGCAAGUAACCUGCGUCAGGAGCUAGCUGCUAUUUGCUAUGAAACAAAUGUCUUGGGAUUUAAAGGACCUCGCAAAAUGAGUGUAGUCAUACCAGGAAUGAAUAUGGACCAUGAAAGAGUUUCUAUCCGACCACGCAAUGAACAUGAAACACUUCUUGCAAGAUGGCAGAACAAAAAUACAGAGAGCAUCAUUGAGCUGCAUAACAAAACUCCGGUCUGGAAUGAUGACACCCAGUCCUAUGUUCUAAAUUUCCAUGGUCGAGUCACACAGGCCUCCGUGAAAAACUUCCAAAUUAUUCACGAUAAUGAUCCUGACUAUAUAGUGAUGCAGUUUGGCCGUGUGGCUGAGGAUGUAUUCACCAUGGACUACAACUACCCAAUGUGUGCACUACAGGCCUUUGCUAUUGCCCUCUCCAGUUUUGACAGCAAAUUGGCUUGUGAGUAAACAGGAAUGGUAGAGUCUCCACACAGCUGAGCAGUAUGCCACAAGGGAAAACAACAUGAUUCCAAAUACUCACUGGUAUCAUUUAUGGUUCAUACAAACCAGGCCAGGUAAAAUUCAUUUUUGGAAGGACCACCAUAUUGCUGGGGAGAAAAUAAUUGGAAUCUUUUAAACAUUCAGGACAUUCAGGAAAUAUUGUUUUAUCUGUUAUAUAUUUUUCUGGAAGUGGCACCAAGUUUCUGUAAAUAAAAGUCCAGUCUGAUAGUCUUAGCUAUGUUAUGGAGAGGUGCCAUGAUGUACUGUACCAUGGCUCAAAUAACACCAUUCCCAGUGGUGUCUCUUUUCUAAAUCCAUGAAACCUAUCUUAAAAAAAAAAGUCUGUUUUUAUGUUAAGAAGUAUUCAGAGGCUGUACUCAGACCUCAAGAUUGUGUUGAAUAGUUUGAACGUCACAUCACCCAACACAGAAGAAACGAUCACCAAAAAAGAUGCACUUUUUGAACAGACGAGGAUCUCGUGUAAUAUAAAACCAAGUCUGAGGGUGAAAGGCCUAUCUAUAUUGGACUGAACUUGAUUUGUUGCUAUUAUUUAUGUGGAGGAGCAGAGUGAGUUUUAAUUAUAGUAGGAGAAAAAGGAGAAGUAGACAGCACAAAAUAAUGUUGCACAAGUCACUUGAAUUCUAAGGUGUCUUUUUUUUAUGUUUUAACAUCUAUUUGCUUUUAAGUUCUGUUUCAAAUGAAAACCUAUUGGAAUUCUAGAAAGGGAAAAAAUCUGAAUGCCAGCAUUUUGGCAUGCUGGGUCUUGGGAAUUGUAUCCUUAUAUAUCCCUAUAUCAAUUCAGAUACAUAUUUUGUGUCAAGUGAUAUAAAUAUUUGGAUAAAGAUCUCUUCACAGAGCUGCAUCAUUAUUUUAAGCCAGUUGUGUGAAUGAUGAAGGAAAGUAGUAGAAAUAAUAUAUUAAAUUAGUCUGGCCUUUUGUGAUUUAAAUGUUGGAUAUUGAGUUUUGUCAAAUCUGCAGUAACAAUUUUCAUAUUUAUUUCUCAUUAUAAAAGUGCUUGAAAUCUAUUAAAAUCUAUUUUACAUUAUAAUGUAAAAGUGCCAGCUACUGAGCUAAAUUCUUCUCGGCAAAUAUAGUGUACAUUACAGACAAUUUAGAUUCAUUCAGGACAUAUAAAUAGCUUAAAAUAGGAUUUUCUUUUGUUUCAUCUUUUCUGAUAGGAUAUAUAAAUAAAUAUCAUUUCAAAAUACAAGCUGUCCACUCAGCUUUCUUGCAUUGUAAACAUCUCAAAAGUCAUCAAGGAAAGACUUUAACUAUGAGAAAUGCAUAAAACCCCAUUUAAAAAUAAUGGAGAUCCUGAGUCUUACUUCUAUUUUCCCUUACAAUAAUAUUCCCAAACUAACACAACAGUUUAUCAGAAGAGCUUUAAAUAUUGGAGUAACAUUUUAUACUGUGCUUAUAAAAAACCCCUUUUUUAUCCUUAAGAGCAUAUCUAGAUUAUAUAAUGAGAAAAUGAGAUCAGAUCUGCUUGUCUCAUAGCUUCCAGUCCCUGUGUGACCAUAGGGGACAGGCCAUUAGGACAGGUGGUGCCAUUUGGACUGUAUGAUUUCAACUAAUAAGAGAAAUAUAUUUUAUUCUGUG
Chelonia mydas (Green sea turtle) is the source of this 3629-nucleotide messenger RNA. It is a transcript of the gene TUB, whose product is annotated as TUB bipartite transcription factor. Lineage: Eukaryota; Metazoa; Chordata; Testudines; Cheloniidae. Gene Ontology annotation, biological process: protein localization to cilium. The coding region runs from base 432 to 1997 and encodes 521 amino acids. Gene Ontology annotation, cellular component: cilium. The record is from RefSeq and is a predicted model, not a curated record. The transcript has 13 exons.